Lodderomyces margitis is the source of this 978-nucleotide messenger RNA. RefSeq names its product elongin A (gene ELA1). The coding region runs from base 1 to 978 and encodes 325 amino acids. Lineage: Eukaryota; Fungi; Ascomycota; Pichiomycetes; Serinales; Debaryomycetaceae. The transcript has a single exon. Gene Ontology annotation, molecular function: protein binding. The record is from RefSeq and is a predicted model, not a curated record. Gene Ontology annotation, cellular component: nucleus; elongin complex. Gene Ontology annotation, biological process: transcription elongation by RNA polymerase II.
AUGAGUUCCCACAACCCGAGAUUAAACUACAAGCACCCAAGUGGUCUACCGACGCUACUACAUCUAUCACAGCGAUGUAUAAAACGGCAUAUAUCGCAACUACAAGAUGUAGGCACCACGCCGUACCAUUUACUUGCAUCGGUUUUAAGUCUAAUGUCAGCCAAGCAACUAGGCCAACUAGAAUCACUAUCAACACAACUAACACCACAUAGUGAUGAGUUAUGGAAGCAGCUCAUAAUCAAAGAUUUUCCUGAUCGACCAGCAGAAAUAGGUCCCUUGGAGUUGAGCAAGUUGAAAUUUGAAAAGAUGCCGUACAAAUCAUUAUACUACAAAUAUGUGAGCCAACGAGAUGAGUUUAGAAAAGAUUCAGCCAAGAGGUUACGACAUUUAAACCAAUCUAUGAAUAAAGAAAAAGCUAAAAACAAGAUCGUUGCUGUCGAUGAAAUAAGAAGAGAUCCCUCUGUUAGAAGUCGACUGCCGUUCCAGAAUGGAUUUCAACGACAAACUCCGCCAAUAAAUAAGAAUACCAUAUUAGGCAAAGCAAUUAGAGAAUCUCAAAAUAGAUCACUCAUAUUUGGGACGCAUGCAAUGAGAAGGUACAAUCCAUACAGUGCGUUCAAGAAUAGGGAUUUUGCUCCUAUUCGAGCGCCAAGAUCAAGCACCACUACAAUUAGACGUACUACAUUCUUUGAUCAGUCAAGGAGACAACCAGCCACUCCACCUAAAUCAUCGACUGCAAAGAUGACGCCUAUUAAAGGAAAGCAAGCAUCUCCAUCUCCACCAUCAUCGCCGGAUGGAUUAUCAAAUACAUUAAAGAAGAAACGAAUACAACUGCAACCCUCUAUAUUUCUUCAAAACAAGCGUCAUCGACCACCAUCACGAACCUCUCCUAUUCGAAAACCGAAGGAGCAAGAGAAAGAGGCUACAGAAGAAAAUCCUAGCAAGAUUAAGCCACUUAAAUCAUCCAUAUUCAGCUAA